AUGGAGGACAGUGGAGUGGACAGAUUGUGUCCACAGACUACACAUAUUUCGUGUUUAUACCCAGAGAUCUUGGCACUCAUAUUCAGUUACUUGGAUGUAAAAGACAAGGGUCGAGUGGCACAAGUGUGUAUUAACUGGCGUGACGCGGCUUAUCAUAAAAGUGUGUGGAGAGGAGUCGAGGCGAAGCUCCACCUGCGUCGGGCCAACCCGUCUUUGUUCCCGUCGCUGGUGCGUCGAGGUGUCCGCCGCGUGCAGGUGCUGUCGCUGCGACGGUCGCUCAGGGAUGUCAUCAGCGGCGUGCCCAACCUUACCUCCCUCAACCUCUCCGGCUGCUACAACGUUACGGACAUCGGCCUCACGCACGCCUUCGUCACCGAAUCUCCGUCACUCACGCACCUCAACCUCUCGCUCUGCAAACAGAUCUCGGACUCCUCCUUGGGCAAGAUCGCUCAGCAGCUGAGGAACCUCGAAGUCCUGGAGCUCGGAGGCUGCUCGUACAUCACCAACACGGGCCUCCUGCUGGUGGCCUGGGGCUUGAAGAAGCUGCGGAGACUUAACCUCAGGUCAUGCUGUCUCGUGAGUAAUCAGGGCAUCGCCUACCUGGCGGGGCAGCACCAGGAGGCCGCGGACGGCACCACGGCCCUCGAGUACCUUGGCCUCCAGGACUGCCAGAAACUGUCCGACGAGGCCCUCAGACACGUGGCCAACGGCCUCCCUAACCUCAAGAGCAUCAACCUCUCGUUCUGUGCCAGUAUCACAGACUCAGGACUCAAAUACCUUGCGCGAAUGCCCAGCCUCCGCGAUCUCAACCUGAGAUCAUGUGACAACAUCUCCGACAUCGGCAUCGCGUACCUGGCGGAGGGCGGCUCGAGGAUCACCGGCCUCGACGUGUCCUUCUGCGACAAGAUCGGCGACCAGGCCCUCGUGCACAUCUCGCAGGGCCUCUUCACGCUGCGCUCGCUGUCGUGCUCGGCGUGUCAGAUCAGCGACGACGGCAUCCACCGGAUCGCGCGGACGUUGCACGAGCUCGACACGCUCAACAUCGGCCAGUGCGUCCGGGUGACCGACAAAGGCCUGCAGCUGAUAGCCGAACACCUCACCAACCUCUACUGUAUCGACCUCUAUGGUUGCAACCGCAUCACCACGGUAGGCCUCGAGAGAAUCAUGCAAUUGCCUCGCCUCUCUGUCCUGAACCUGGGCCUCUGGCACAAGCAUAGGCGGUGACGCAAGCCCAACCUAGGUCAAGCUAACCAAUCUACCCGCCGCCUCCUCAGCCCUACGAGGCACUCAAGGUCGCCCUACUGCCACCCCUGAUGGCACCGGAAGGGCGAGCGGUCGAGUGGCGCGCGGCGGGCCCUCAUCACUUCUACGGCUGUGCUAUAUAAGAUAGAUUAGAAUUCACUGGUUCUUCAACACUACGUUCCGCCCCGCCUCGACGUGGAAGUCCGGGGAAGCCAAAAAACGGAAAAAAGUGCUAAGUGCAGUGUAAUGAAACAUCGAACAUCCAGAAAAAAGGCAGUGUUUUAGUGAAACAUCAUGAAAAUGUUCCCUCAACUCCCCCUGUCAUUCACCCCCCCCCUUUAAACCGCCAUGCUGUGCCAUGUGAUUCAUCUUCAGAAACAAAACAAAACAAUUCUCUCCGUAAAUUUUUCUGUUUUAAGAAGAAUUUAUAUAUCCACAUAUUUAUAUAUAUUUACUUAUCGGAUAGAUACAACGAAAAUGGCAUUACACGAACUGUCUAAGUGUCCAUCUCGCCUUAAAGGUAAUCUUCAAGGUGAUUUGUAAAAAAAAAAAUCCUCGGGAAUCCUUGGAAUUGGCACCGGAUCAGUGCCAAUUAACCCCUCCCCCCUUCUCCAUCCCAAGUGUCAAAAAAUCGGGACCCUUGGUAGCAAGUGAGUGAGCAAUGCCAUUGGAUUCUCAGACUUCACUGACAAUAUGUAUAUAAAUGUAGUUCCGUGAUAAUCUAUGUGAUAUGUGUGUCUGUGAGAGUGAGAAAACGACCAAGACUGGGGCUUCACCUGGUUAAUGAAGCCUGCGUGUGGAAGCGAAGUGUGCAUGGUUGUAAGUAUUGUAUGUAUCGUGAUGCAAUAUUGUCGCUUCUUAUGUAAAUAUAGAUUUUAAAGAACUCCCGAGCGAGAGGUUUAAACGCCUUAUCCCUCCUCCUCCCCUUCUUCCCCCCACCCCCCUCCCUCACACCUUCACACGGCAUGAGGAAGAGAGAAAAAAGUUUUUAGGUACCUGGAAUAUGUGAAACCUGAUGUCAGAACUUAGAUGUCCAAAUAAAAUGGAUUUCCAAAGCAAAUGAGAAUGCAAGUGUCAUGACUAUAACAUUUUUCUUUAUUAUUUUAAAGUUAGUGCCAUUCAAGGGGUCAAAGCCAUGUUAUGUGGGACAGAGCUUUAAGGUUAGGGAAACAGGGAGAGUUACGCUAAACUAUUCGACUAAAAAAUCCGUAUAGUAAACUUUAAAGAAGAGUAAAAACGUAUUGCAAUUUGUGAUGGUCGACUUACGUCCAAAUUUUACUCCAGACUGAUAUGUUAUCUUGCAGUUACCUCCCCCCUCCCCCUCACCCGCUCUCUCCCCCUAUGCAUCGGUCAGUAUUUUCUAAACAUUUCACUUACAUCAGGGUUGUGUUGUAAACCCAUUUUAAGGGUUGGCGUGUGGCCCCUAAACCCUGUCGACAAUCCUGAUUUCCUUUGGUGUUCUGUGUCCACUUCUGAGAUUACAUAGUGUAUUUUUUCUCCAAUUAUAUUUUUGUGCAUUUUAAGUUAUAAUAUAUAUUUUUCUUUGGUAUGUUCCCCCCUUGCUAAAGCUGUCAAAGCUAUGGGUAUAAACAAUGUUUGUUUUUCGCUGCACUGGAGUUUUGCAUAAGGUUCUGAGGCUGCUGACUGGCCAUAGUCCAUGACUCAGUCCAUCAGAAUGCUUACUUGAACUUAAUCUGAAGUCAAGCGCUCAGGAGAACGGCAAACACGACUUAUGCAGUGAUGGUUUACUUGUACUCCCAAUCAUACUUACUGAAAUGUUUCAUAUUCACUGUGAAUGUCCCUCAUUGCAAAAAGUAAACAGCCGGACCACACUCGCGCAGUAAAGGUUGUGUUUCACCUUGAUUAACUGUAAAAAAGGCAUGUUUGUUUAAUAGGUUCUUUACAACUUUUGAUUGGCUGUGCAUUUUUUUGCCUAGUCAGAAGCUAGGAAUUGUUUGUAAAAAUAACAAACAUGCCUUUAACAUCUUGUCCUAUGUCGUUCACGAGAGAGGAUUAAUUAUCAGAUGUCAAGUGUGUUCAAUUAUUUUUAUUUCUGUCGUAUCAGAGUUGUCGGUAUUAGAAUCUUUGAAAUGUCUAGGCAAUAUGAUUUCAUGCUGAGAAGACUUUCUGCCAUUAUUUUGAUUAAUAAUAACUUGAAUGUCAUGAUUUCUAGUUUUUCUGGGUCAGUAUAAAUGUACUUCAGCUGGUGCUUACUCAGUACUUAAAUAGAUCAUGAAUCUUGUAAUAGUUUACUCGUUAUGCAAUGACAGUGUCACCUGCUCUGAAAUACAGUAUAACUCUGGACUUGACAUUGUUUUUCUUUUGCAUUACGCUGCCGCUGUCAAGUCGUGCAAUCCCAUUCGGGUAUUACAUAAAUCUCCCCCAAACAAGUAAUCAGACUUUGUGCAAUUCUUCUUCCACCCACACUGGCGGCGGCGAAUCCCCUCCGUCAGUGGUGGGCGCUUGCGCACACCUGCGACACACCUGCAUCCGCGCCCACACCUGCCGUAACCCUCUCGCUCGAGGUUCUCACCGCUGUCGGUGUCCCUGAGCUGGGAGGGGGGAGGGGGUGACGUAUGCAGCUUCUCACACACACACACACACACACACACACACACACACACACACACACACACACACACACACACACACACACACACACACACACACACACGUUUAACUGUCCUACGAACCUCUUAUUGAUUCAAAAGUUAGUAUCCAAGCUGCUUUCCCUUUCCCGAUCGAGCAGGUGUAUGUGCCCAAUGUCAGUAUACAUAAUCAUGACUUUCAAGUUAUCUUUACAUUCAUGUACUACAUAUUUAUUAUACUUGGCAGAAAUUCUUUCGUGUUCAAAGGGAAAAGUAUGAGCCAAAACCUCUACCGCAAUGAAAUCUUUGUUUGUCCUGUAAAACCGAAUGCCAAACUUUUGUCAAAAUGCCAUGUCAAUGAUAUUGCUGUGACCCCUCUCAACUGGUGUGUGUACCCGCCUUCCAUGCACACCUGCUCGGCCUCUGCUAAGUCAUGCUCUUGCACGUUCAUUUCCCUGUAGGCUGCGUGUGCGCUGCCAUGCAGGGUAUGCACACGUACGUGCACGCGGGUGAACGUGCAGGAAGCCAUGCACAGUGCGGGGCUGUCCCGAGCGCGGGUUGGGCGGGGUAUACGCUCCAACCUUACGGGUACUUGCUCAAUGCUUCACCUCCACAUCGGCAGUAUUACUACCUUCACGCCGGGCACUACCAGCGCUCUCCCAUGCCUCACGUCGCCAAAGUCAUUUCCUGUCAUUAUCCGCUUCACCACGUCAGCUGGAGCCGACUUUUCACUACACACGUCUAGCGUAUGGUCUGAUUUACGUGAAUCAAUAUAUAGUGAUUGGAUUUUUUUUCCAGAUCUAAACAGUUGAUAUGUUCAUUUUCAAAAUCUUGUUAAUUAACGAAGGCAUUGCUAGAGACGCGUCGAGUUCAGAGAGGUCGGGAGAGAGACAUUCCUCUUGCGACGUGAAUGGAGAUCGCUGGUGCUGCCUGGCUUCCCCCUUACUCCAUCAUGCAUCCUUCCACCCCGUAUUAAUAACAUAAUUGUGCCAGUAUAAAAUCAAAAUUUCCCUCCCUGCCCCUCCC
Molecule: messenger RNA, 4856 nt
Organism: Penaeus indicus
Lineage: Eukaryota; Metazoa; Arthropoda; Malacostraca; Decapoda; Penaeidae
Gene: Ppa
Product: F-box/LRR-repeat protein 14-like
Exons: 1
Coding region: 1-1224 (407 amino acids)
Cellular component (GO): cytoplasm
Molecular function (GO): protein binding
Source: RefSeq, a predicted model, not a curated record